AUGACUGCCACACAGAUCCCAUCAGCACCAGCCCAGCAUGCCUACCCUCAUCUUCGGCGGUCCGACAAGGGUUCCGUCCAACUCAUGGUCAAGAGUAAACCCUUUUUGAUGCUUCCGGGCGAGCUGCACAACUCAUCCCUCAGCUCCGCCAAGUUUAUGAGUGAAGUUUGGCCGAGAAUGAAGUUCGAUCAUGUCAACACAUUGCUCGGUUCUGUAACUUGGGAAAUGAUCGAGCCCAAGGAAGGCCACUUUGACUUCAGAGAGCUUGAUCUAGUCUUGAAAGGCGCCAGAGAACAUGAUAUGCACCUCGUUUUGCUCUGGUUCGGGACAUACAAGAACGGACUCUCAACAUAUGCCCCGGGAUGGGUCAAGAGAGAUCCCAAACGGUUCCCCCGAGUUCAAGUGCUUGAAGCUGGUGGCGUCAAGAGGACACUCGAGAUGAUCACUCCUCUAUGCAACGCCGCAUGCGAGGCUGAUUCCCGAGCUUUCGCUGCCCUUCUACGACAUCUUGCAGAGGUUGAUUCCCAGCACCAGACUGUCUUGAUGGUCCAAGUUCAGAAUGAGACCGGAGUCCUUGGCGAUUCUCGGGAUCGAUCGCACCGAGCCAACAAAGCGUUUGCUGAACCCAUACCAAGUGAUCUCCUACAAUAUCUGAGCCGCGUCGAUACCCACUCCAGAUUCAAGAAACGCAUCUCAAGUGUUCCUUCAUCGGGUUCUCAUUCCUGGGAGUCCCUGUUUGGGCGUGGAACAGCAGCUGAUGAGGCCUUCAUGGCGCAUCUAAUCUCUUCUUACGUGGGACGAGUUGCCGCAGCAGGAAAGGCUGAGUACCCCAUCCCUCUGUACACAAACACAUGGCUUAACAUUGAAGGCCCGUCAGACCUGGACUUUGGUGGCGGCGCGCCAGUUGUGGUUGGUGGCGGUGACAAGCCCGGAAUUUACCCAUCUGGAGGUCCUUGCCCGCAUGUUUUGGAUAUUUGGCGAUUCAACACGCCCUCUCUAGACCUCCUAGCACCGGAUCUUUACUUUCACGACUACGAAACUGUCUGUCGGAAUUAUACAGAACAAGGAAACACUCUUUUCAUCCCGGAACAGAGGCGCGACGAAUAUGGAGCGCGACGCGUCUGGUUGUCCUACGCGACUUACGGUGCUCUUGGGGCUAGUCCGUUUGGCAUUGAUACGGGCUCUGACAUCAUUGGCCGUGAAUUCAAGCUUCUCAACCAGACCAAGCAAUAUCUCCUUGAUGCCGCACCCGAGGAUCGCUUUGGAUUUUAUUUUGACGAAGAGCCAAGCGACAAGAAGCCAGAACAGUGGACACGUACAUUCGGCGACAUCAAGGUUAUUGUUGAGCGCUGCUUCGUCUUUGGCAAGCCUGGCCCUGGUGCUGGAAUGAUUAUUCACUUGGGCAACUCCAAAUUUCUGCUCGUCGGCCGGGGCUUUCACGCCCGAUUCAAAGCAGCUCGUGAGGAUGCAACCUUUGGUGGGAUCCUUUGGGGCGAGGAGAAGGAGGUUGAUGAGAAUGGAAACCUGCAGACUUUGAGAAUAUUGAAUGGUGACGAGACAAGGCACGGCGAAUUCAUGAUGAUGCCUAAUGACGAUCCGGACUACGGCGGGUUUCCUAUUGCUGUUACACCUGGAGCCAGGACUUGUAUUGCUGAGGUGGAGGCUUAUUGGAUUGCCGAGGAUGAAGAUGACAGAUAA
Messenger RNA from Fusarium proliferatum ET1, 1698 nucleotides. RefSeq lists its product as uncharacterized. Gene Ontology annotation, molecular function: beta-galactosidase activity. Gene Ontology annotation, biological process: carbohydrate metabolic process. Gene Ontology annotation, cellular component: beta-galactosidase complex. The transcript has a single exon. Bases 1 to 1698 code for a protein of 565 amino acids. Lineage: Eukaryota; Fungi; Ascomycota; Sordariomycetes; Hypocreales; Nectriaceae. The record is from RefSeq and is a predicted model, not a curated record.